AUGGCUUUCGUGCGUUUAAUUUUUACCGCAAAUAAUUUGAACAAACUAAAGAAUGAGCUGAUUGAAGAAAAAAGAGACGCCGUGAAAGCGGCCCGUCACGAGAAACGAAAGAAGAAAUUUCGCCACAUCGGAGUGGAUGUCCGGGUGGCUUUUAGACGCUGCUUCGGGAGGAUUUGCAGGCUUCCGGAAGACAACCGGAUACAUAGAACGUGCUUCAUGCUGCGGCGCGACGGCAGUUGCGAAAAUUACACCCUCAAAAGCGUUUUCGGCUUUUUCGGCGGGAUUCUGUUAACCUAUUUGAUGUUCAUAUUUUUCGUUUUUCAACUCAACGUGAAGCUCACAACCGCUACGGUACUGUGCUCCAUGAUGGGUUGCAUUUUGACCAUCGGAUUAGCGUUUAGCACACGCGUGAGGUGCAUCGUUCUGUUGACUCUGCCGCAGUUCUUUUCUAGAAAAGGACGGCAAGCGUUGCUCGCGUACGGAUUCAUUUUAACUCUGACAGGACCUGCGCAGAAUACGCUCAAUAAUAUGGGGAUCUUAAGCGAAUCUUUGGCCUGCGGUCAGGAACAAUUGAAGCAGGCCGUGCGUCAAAUAAUCGAAGUGAUUAAAAAACCGUUCGUCGCUAUCAAAGAGGCGAUCAAAAAAGUCGUCAAGACCGUUAAGGAAGUGGUGAAAAAGAUUAAGGAAAUCCUCAUGAAGAUCAAGAAAGUCAUCAUGUCAAUACUGCGCGUGAUCAAGGCGGCGUUCGAAUUUCUCGGGAAAAUUAUCAACAUUUGCAAUAAGGAGCUGGGCACCCCUUUCGAAAGGUGUACGCGGGUGUUUGAGAGCGCCAUUGCCGACUGCAAUGCCAAGCUUGGACCCCUGUUUAGUUGGUUGUGUUCGAUCACGUAUAUCGUCAAGGCGGUUUGCUACGUUGUUAAAAUAUUCGAUUAUGUUUGCAUGUUGGUCGAUUUCAUAAGCGACUCGAUUAUUGGCGUGGUCAUCAGAAAAGUCAAAAUGUUCGUCCGUCAAGUAAAAACUACGUUCUACGUUCGUAUAAAGUUCUCGCAUUCGUUCAAAUUCGAGACUACCGCCUCAAAGAACCUCAAAGAAAUAGCGCAAGAGAUAGUUGCUGAGAUUAAGGACAGGUCGAAGAGGAUAGUGGCGUUUUUCAACUUCAUGACGUCGGCCGCCAUGUUGUUUUUCCUGUUUAUGGUAUUUCAGGUAACAUAUUACCGCUUCAAGUUCCUAACCAGCGAACGAUUCGACAAUAUCUACAUAACGAAAUAUUUCCGACAGAUCGACAUGAGACGGGCGAAACUUUCCAAGGAAACCGUGUUGCCAUUGAAUAAAAGAGAAAGAAAUCUCUACGUGCCAAUUAACUCGCUGAGCCUUGCCAAAUUGGAACGAAAGCAACUGACCAAAGCACUGACGAUGGUCGCAACGGCCACGUUAAAAAUGGCGACUCACAUGGCCGGAGAUUAUUGCCUGUACUGGGUGUUGAACUUGAUAAGCUACCACGGCAGAUACCAAUCCAAAAUGCAACUGCCUAACAUGCCGACGCCUCACGUUACCGGCGAAGGACUCAUAGCGAAACUUCUGAAAGCGAUCGUGAAAGCGUUCCAGCCGGUUGGUAUAAACCUCGAGAUAGAUACGGUGCCGUGUCUUCCUAUUCCGAUCCCACCGGACUUGGAUCGUUACGUCCAAAUCGCCAUCGUCUUGGUGAUAUGUUGGUUCUUAACGUUUCUGGAACCGUACGGGUUGAGAUUCCGAAACUAUAUCAUGUCUUACUACCAUCCGACCAGAGCGAAACAAAGAACCAUAUGGCUCUAUAAUCACAUAUUGAGGUCGAGAACUUCGUUUUUGAAAUUCGCCAGGCGACUAUUGAGGCGUAAGUUUUUCGGAGCAAAGGACGAGAGGAUCACUUGCAAGGAGUAUUUGCGUGCAAAUAUGAGGUGCUGGAUAUGUAGAGUCUGCUUGGGAGACGACCUUCAAACUGCUUGCUUAGUAUGCGGCGAAGUAUUCAGAGAUUCGGAUCCCCAGAAACCUAUUAGAUGCCAUACUCCAGGCUGUCCAGGGGUGUUUUGUGUAGAGUGCUUCGCGGAACUGCAGAACGUUUGCCCCAUAUGUUUGGCCCCGAUCGAAUACGGUGACGUCGAAGACGAGGAAAAGUACUUACCCGAUCUUCCAAUCGGAAUUUCUUCCAACGUUACGGUUUCUUCCAGAGAUUCGUCCGACGAGGAGGAGCCAAAAGGCAAGGCAGAAAUCGUAGAGGCGAAAGAAGAAGGCGUCUCUGAUUCUUCGACGGAUUACUCGUACUCUUAUCAGUAUGACGAACCGCAAACUGCCGAACUACCCCCUCCAUUGACUUACGGCAAGGACGUAGAAAAACAGCAUAUUCCGGAUUACGCUAGCAUGGAUAGUUUUCGUGAGGACGCGGAAGACGAAGCCACCACUCUAGUAGAAGUCGAUAUCGAUAAUAAACUCAGAAUCGAUCAAGGACAGUCGGCGUUCAUAAAAUUGUCUAUAGCGUCGCAAGUGAUGGACGAUUCUUCGGAGGAAGACGUGCCUCUGCUGCAAAGUGUCGAUUGUCAAUGUUCGGAUUCGGAGGAUAUCAAGCACGUUGAAUUUGUGGGAUUAGAUGAGAAGAACGCGUCUAGGAGAUAUCGACAGCACGUUAAAUUAAUUCCUGCUAGUUCUGGGUCGGAGUGCGUAUGCUCCGAAUUGGAGAUGAUUGAGCAUUUGGAAGAGACGUCAUUCGUUACUCUGCCCAAGAGCACGAUGUCGACGAGUACUCGCACGGAUUGUUUAUUUUGCCAGCGACCAAAUUUGAAACGAAAACCUAUCAACCAUGUCGUACCACAGUUGGAUUUGUCGUUUGUAAAUGAAGAUUUCCCGCGCAACCAGAACAGGCUUAAUGAUAAGUUCCGUUACGUCACGUACGAGGAAGUAUCCGAAUCACCAACAGUGGGAUCUUCUUCGGCGUUAUCAAAUCCACCGAGUAGAAGGAAUCAACAUCUAAGGAGACGGCGUCAGGAUAGCCGCCAGAGAUGCCAGCCACCGUCAGAUUCACCCCGUGGCUUCGAGUCUAGUAGAACCCGAAACAGAAAUGUGAAAGAGUAUUACGAAGCGACCAGGAACUAUCCCAGUGGAACUGGACGUAUCGGACCGAUGAGAACAAACUUUGUAAAUUUGUUUAAAAAAUUAUUGCCCAAGAUUCGCUUCUCUAUGCCGGGAUCUCCGUUCCUAUUAUCCUACGGCAAAGGUUAA
This is a messenger RNA of Cylas formicarius (sweet potato weevil), 3249 nucleotides long. RefSeq names its product DC-STAMP domain-containing protein 2-like. NCBI's taxonomy places the organism in Eukaryota, Metazoa, Arthropoda, Insecta, Coleoptera, Brentidae. The record is from RefSeq and is a predicted model, not a curated record. Gene Ontology annotation, cellular component: membrane. The transcript has 11 exons. The coding region runs from base 1 to 3249 and encodes 1082 amino acids.